GUAAGUGGGUGUGUUUGUGGGUGGAAUGACGCAUGGGUGGACGGGCGGAGAGGCCAAAAGAGAGAUGGACAGACGGACUGACCUCACUCCAGGGGGCACUGGCUACUCCCAUCCCUCGUCGGCCAGGGAGGCCUUCCAGCCAUGGCCGCGACAAAAGUUUGUGCGCGCACGACCUGGGCACGGUGGGGGCAAAGGGGACCCCGCGUGAGCUCACGUGCCCCAGUGUCUGGGCUGACCACCGGGUCCCGGGGCACGCAGAGCACAGCAGCAAGCACGUAGGCACGCACGCAGGCACGCACGCAGGCACGCACGCAGGCAGGAACGCAGCCCCAUGCACCGGUACCCAGAUGCGCGCAGGCACGGGUACCCGGACGCGCGCACAGGUACCCAGAUGCGCGCAGGCACAGGAACCCGGACGCGCGCACAGGUACCCAGACGCGCGCACAGGUAUCCAGAUGCGCGCAGGCACAGGUACCCGGACGCACGCACAGGUAUCCAGAUGCGCUCAGGCACAGGUACCCGGACGCACGCACAGGUACCCAGAUGCGCGCAGGCACAGGUACCCGGACGCGCUCACAGGUACGCAGACGCGCGCGCGCUCACUCAUUCCUCUCCUGCAGACUGGGAGCAUCUGGCCCUGGUGCCACUGGACUCGCCACAGUGCCCGCGUCCCCCCCGCCACUCCCCUCUGCGGCACCUGGGCGCACUUCUGGGUUGCAAAUGAGCGUUUUCUCCACGCCAGCGCGCGCGCUCGGGCUGGCACAGUCGGUGAUGAAGCGGCCGCGGAGGUUGGCGCUGGAGAGGAGUGGGGGGUCCCCGGGGCGCCCUGGGGCUUGGCUUGGGGAAUCGAGGGGCUCUUCCGCCCAGACCGUCGCCCCCAGCUCCCCAGCCGCGCUCCCCUCCCCCCUUCCCUGUUGCCCCCCACCACCCCCACGCCACGGCCCUGGUCUGGGAGCUCCCCUGAGUUCGAGUUCCCGAGCGCCGCGGUUCCCACCUUGCUCGCCCGCAGCCUGGGGUCUGGCCACCCCUCCCCGCGGCCUCCCCUCAUUGCAGGGGGAGUGUCAGCUGGUGGGAUUCAGUACGAGACCCGCUUCUCCCUGAGCGCCAGGGAGCACCUCGGGGUGCCGCGGACACCCGUUCCGGGAGGCUGGCCGGGUCCCCACUCACAGACUCCCCCAGGCUGAGGGUAGCUGGAGGAGGGCAGGCUGGGGUGUCGGCAGCACCUCCCGCCCCCACGGGGUGGUCGAUGCGCCCCCACAGCUCCCUACGCCCAGAAAUAAAGCAGCAGAGGGAGGGGAAAAGCUCCCGGCUCAGCCCUUUGCCACGGGGCCACCUGGGACCACGACACUCUGGACAGCCCAGUCUGUCCACCCUUGUCCAGUUGUGGCCCCUUCCAACCUUAUUUGUCUUCUGUGCUCCCACCCGGCCUGCCCUUGACCCCUAAGCCUGAUAUCUCACAAACACACACACUCACACUCACACAUACACUCACACACUUGUAUCCCAUUGAUGGAUUUUUACCCGCGGCCCUCUGGAAUAUCCCACGUGCCCAGGGGUCCCAGUUGAGAAAUGCUGACUUAGGGGCCCGUCUGAGCUUUUUGCUGGGGUGCAGGGCUCUGGCAAAAGACCCUCCCACCCCGCAAAAAGCAGCAGCCGCCCCACCUGUGCCAAGUGGACGCUCAUUCUCCAGUGUCCCUGCUCCCAGGCCAGCGGGGUGGUUGGUCACCCACUCUGGCAUCUGAGGGUGUUUCUGGGGGAGAGAGGGUGCGGGCGGAGGGGGGAGGCGCUGUGCACGCCUCCUGGUGCCAGCCUGGGGCACCUGGUUCCAAGGCCGCUUCUGUCGCCGCCACCUGUUCCCCGGCGAGAGCUGAGCGGCAGACGCCAGGGAGAAAGUCAAGCGGAGCGAGAGUUUGCAGAUACCCGCACGGCCCGCUGCGGACGAGCAGAGCGGGCGCCAGACCCGGCCAGCCAAUCCCUGCGCCUUUUUAUUAUAGUCGGUGCAGACUGUCGUUCCCUGAUUGGUCCGUGAAGGGUCUCCGACUUUUGGCGGGUACUGAUUGGUUUAUGGAAGUUCUCAGGGAAUCCUGAUGGGUUCUGAUUGGUCCGUGGCGGGGGGGGGAGGGGCAGGAUCUCUUGGCAGGUACUGAUCAGUUUGUGGAAGUUCUCAGGGAUUCCUGAUGGCUUCUGAUUGGUCCGUGUUGGGGGCAGGAGCUCUUGGCAGGUACUGAUUGGCCUGUGAAAGUUAUCAGGGAAUCUUGAUGGGCUCUGAUUGGUUCGUGGUUUGGGGGGGCGGGGGCUCUUGAUGAGUACUGAUUGGUCUGUGGAGGUUCUCAUGGUAUCUUGAUGGGUUCUAAUUGGUCCAUGGGAGUGUGUGGGCCGGGGUAGGGGGAGCAGAAGCUCCUGGCUGAUACUAGUCUGUGGAAGUUCUCAGGGAAUCCUGAUGGAUUCUGAUUGGUCCGUGGGGUUUGGAAGCGGGCGCUCUUGGCGGGUACUGAUUGGUCCGUGGAGGUGCUCAGGGGCUCGUGGCAAGUCCUGGUUGGUGGGUAGCUGUUCUGUGGGCGCUUGGUGGGUCUUAAUUGGUUCUUAGAGGUUCUUGGGAUUCACUGGGAUGGGGAUCCUGGUUGGUGCUUGGAGAAACUGGGGGCUCCUGGGAGUCCCAGUUGGCACGUGCAGGAGGGGUGGAAAGUACCAAGGGUUCCUGACACUGUUUCUCCACCGCGGGGUGUGCAGGAGGGCUGACACUGGGCAGCUGCCCCUGUCCUUGUUCCCUCCCUCCUAGCCUGGCCCGAGAGGCCCCCAGCUCACACCCUGGGCCCGGGCUAUGCCCUGUGCAUCUGGGACAGCUGCCUUCUGCGGGGUGACCCCAGCCCUGCCCACACUGACCGUCUCUCUCUCUCUCUCUCUCUCUCUCU
Molecule: messenger RNA, 2912 nt
Organism: Sorex araneus (European shrew)
Lineage: Eukaryota; Metazoa; Chordata; Mammalia; Eulipotyphla; Soricidae
Exons: 2
Coding region: 33-1184 (383 amino acids)
Source: RefSeq, a predicted model, not a curated record